Lineus longissimus is the source of this 3795-nucleotide messenger RNA. RefSeq names its product trichohyalin-like. Bases 115 to 1809 code for a protein of 564 amino acids. The transcript has 14 exons. NCBI's taxonomy places the organism in Eukaryota, Metazoa, Nemertea, Pilidiophora, Heteronemertea, Lineidae. The record is from RefSeq and is a predicted model, not a curated record.
CGGGUAUCAAUUAAAUCACCAGGACGACGUUUACAAAUGGAGGUGUUUUCGUUUUCCCCUCUUGUUCAUUAGGUUUUAGAAAGAUCUUUCCAGAGUUGUCUGGGCUAGUCAAAGAUGGUGCUUACAGAUCUCCCCUUUGAUCGGCGCUCGAUCAUCCAGAGUCGAUAUGAGAUCAUAAGACGCCCGGGAAGCGCUCCACCGGAGGGCAAAGAUGAGGAAGAUGUGAGGAACGAGAGUAAGGAAUAUGCUGCAUUCCUUCGGGAUCAAAACAAAAAACCAUCUAAGAAAGUUGAACAGGAGAAGAAGUUUGGCCAAGGUGCAUCUGUUGACAGCAAACUAAAGUACACUUACACUACAUCAUCCAAGUAUGAACGCUCAGCCCAAAAAGAUGAAAAUGGCCGACCAAAAACCGUCAUCGAUUUGUCUUUACAAGUCGAGAAAGAUAAGAAGAAUUAUGAGAAGAGGAUCAAAACUAUUGAGGACCAUAUGUGGCAACAUAAACAGGAAGAAAGGGAGCUGAAGAGAGCAGAGGGAGACAUUGUAAAAAACCAGAGAGCAGUCAGACAGACUGUCAGGGGUUUUGAACAAUCAAUUAACAAGAAAAGAUUUGCUGAGGAGAAAAAACUAGGUGUCGGCCUUGAAAAAUAUACACGGUUGCAGCGAGAUUAUACGCAUAAUAAAGAGGAGUUAACCAAACAAAGGACAGAAAAAGUUUCGAAUCUAGAGCAUGCCAAUAAAGACAAGGACAGGAAAGUUAAACUUGCCACAUCUGAUCUUGCUAGAACUUAUAAAAGCAAAAUGCAGGAGCUAGAUCUUCGUGAUAUAGAAAUGGGUCGAAUCAACUCUGAGUAUACGACCCAUUUACGCAUGAAAGAAGAGGAGCAGUUUCGAUUAAAACAAGAACUAGCUGAACUUGCCAUAGCACUCAACAUGGAGGCCCAGAAGGGAAGACAGACAAGAGUGGAUGGGGAAAAGGAGAGACGAAGAGAACUCCAAGCAAAAAUAGAUGAUGACAAAGCCAAUGAAUCAGCCUUAAAUAACAAGUUAUUAAAAAGCCAAGGUGAUGUAAAAGGUGCUGACAUAACAAAAAGAAAGCUGAGUGCCGACCUGACAUUAACAAAGGCUCACAUGGCAAUAAAAGCUCGUGAAGAAGGUCGCCAUUUACAAGAUACUCAUAUCAAACUGGAAGAUAAUCGAGCUCAUCAACGCCAACUGAACCUAGCUUCAAUGCAUGCUGAUAUGGAACUCAAAACAAAGAAAUUAGAACAGAAAUUACAGGCCACAGAAUCUCGAAAGAUGCGAAUGAUGAGCCAGGCGUUGAGGGAGAAGAAAGAGCGGGAAGAGGCCCAGGAAUCAUUGCUCUCGCAGAAACAUAUCAAACGAUACAAUGAGCAGAAGCGAAGAGAACACGAGGAUCAUCUCAAACAUUUCCAGAAAAAGGUCAGGAAAUCUGAGGAGAUUGAGCAAGACCUUUACGGCAAAGUUCGCAAUGCUGAAUAUGCCAGACAGAAACAAGAACAAUCUGUCAGACGUAUGCAGAAUAAACUCGGUGAAAUCAAGAGAAAGAAUGCUGUCAAGUUAAAGGAGGAGACAGUUAAUUGUCAGAACGCGGAGAGAGAGAUGGAACAACAGCUCAUUAGGGAACAAGCUGAAUUAGAUAAGGUCCAUGCCCAGCGUGAAGAGAAUUACUUUACGCUCCAGAAGCACCGGGCGCUCAUGCAAGAGGAGAAGCAUCACUGCACGGAGCAUGAGCGGGAACAUGAAAGACUCAUGCGGAUAGGAACCAAGACGGAAAUGGUGAUGGUUUAGAGUGACGGUAACUGGAGACAGACGAGGGACGAUGAUAUCAUUGUCCCAGCAAGUACCUUUCAAGUAACUUUUCAAGGAAGUGUCAGGAGAUUUAGCGUUUUUCUGUUUCUUCUUGAAGAUGAACCUCUGUACCACUCACUUUGAGAGCUUACAUUGACAUGUAAUCAAGGGUUGGCUCCCCCUUGUAGAGUCAAAAAGUAGAGUCAGCCCUAAAAUGUUUGAUUCAAGGAGUAAAACUAUAAAAAGCAUGUUUGUGACCUAAUAGUGAAACAUUCAAUAUGAUCUCAAAUGAUAAUGCGGGUUAGCAGUGGUGACACAUUGUACAUUUGCUUUAUGUAAAUGCUGAACAUUAUCACUAUCGAUAUCAAUUUCCUUAUCAAGUAUUCAUGCUGGAAUAAGAUGAAGGCAAAAUCUGUUGCAAAUAAAUGCUUUUUUACAUGAAAGGAAGGAAACAGUUUCGUCGAUCUUUUCUCAUCAGUUGUUGGUGUGUUUCUCCUCUAAAAUCAGUUGCUGUUAUUCUUGUGAAGUGAAUGGCUUUUCAGUGAUAGCGCUCUCAACCACCUUCAGGCCAUUUCCUGAUAGAAAUGAUCUGUUUUGAGGUGUUUAACCUCAUGACAUUCAAAAGUGUUCACUUCAUUCAACCAGACAUCCUCAAUAAGUUUUUUUACUUUUCUAAGUUGAAGAAUUGAGAGGUAACGAGAUGAUUUAGGUAAAGGCAGACAAUGUGUGUCUUCUCUUUUGAAAAGACUAUUAUUACCUGUUUUGUGUCAAGGAGCUUGACUCAGAUAUUAAAGGAAGAGGACCAGUUAAAGGCCAUGCAAGGAUUUUUGAUUGAGCAAAUCUGGUCUUUAAGGAGAUGCAGGGGGCAUAAUGAGGUGUAAUACUAGAGCAAGUCACUUUUCUGUUUGAAUACAAAGAUUCUACACCUUCAUUUAUAACUUUCAUCUGACUCUUGAUUAAUGGCCUAUUGAAGUGCAGUGGGAGUGUUGACGCAGUAGAAUUACAACUUUGAUGAUAUUUAAUCUAGACUGCAAACAUAACAGGCGAAGUAUACCGUAAACCUGUUCAUGAUUCGGGAGGCAAACAUGUAAAUACUGGUCUUGUGCUGCACUCAGUGCUGUGCCCUUCACUUGUUACUAUUAGACUGUAUUUUCAUAUUUUUGAUAGUCUUUAUCCAUCUGAUGGCAUUCUGUGAUAACUCUAGCUAUGUACUAUGUAUUAUACUUUGUAAACCUUUACUAAAAUGUAUUUCUAGGUCUGUGUACAGUGCCCUUUAGUCUGUGAUAUGUCGUGUCGCUGAAUUUUUCUUGUGAAAACAUUUAGGAUUUGAUCAAGGUAGAAUGAUUGAAAGAGACACCAAAUGCAAGUGUAAGAUAUUGUGUUAUAUCAAGAACUUUUGCUAGCUGUCCCAUGAGGACGUGAUGUUAUGCUAAUGAAACAGAUUUUCAAGUCAUUUAGGCCUUAAAAUCGCUUGUAUCGGUAUCUUUCCUGUAAUGUCUCAAAGUGCCUUUAUUAAGCAAUGUGCAAGUGAGUGAUUUUAAUCAAUGCGACCUGCAACGUAGCCAGGCAAUGUGACCAGUGAUCGAAUGCAAUUUGUUUAACCAAUGGGUGGCCACAUUCCAACCACAAUCGUCAAUGUUGUAAUGUCUGCCUCCCAGUUUGCUUUCAAAAUUGCUCAUUUGCACGGUGCUUUAUCCUUCUCCAAAAGAGUUUGCUUUAGCGUAGGCUUAAGAUGACAGCAUACCUGGCCAAUAAGAUAGUUGCUAUUGUAAAUAAUGUAGAAUACUUAGUAUUCAGUGUUUCAAGGGUGAGAAUCUGAUUGUGAGAGCACAAACUGCACGCGUUGAUAACCACGGGCAGUAGAUUUACGACAGGAAUGAAAGUGUGGUCAUGUUUGUUGUUUGUAAGCAAUAACAGUUUUGUCCAAGGCACCACGAUUGUUGAAGUUCACCCAUCUCAAAUUCCAAUAAAGUUAUAAAAAUAUCA